This is a messenger RNA of Triticum turgidum subsp. durum (durum wheat), 801 nucleotides long. Lineage: Eukaryota; Viridiplantae; Streptophyta; Magnoliopsida; Poales; Poaceae. The record is from the annotation of a GenBank genome assembly.
AUGGUCGCUGCAUCCGUCGCGUCGACCUCCACCCCCGCCGCGUACUCGUCCUUGGCUCCGAACCCGACAGCGCGUGACCCGGUUAGGACUAGGAGGCGCACUACUCAUCCACUUGUGGCAGCCACCAAUCGCCACGUGCACGGCCGCACUGUGACCAGUCUCCGCCAGAUUCACCCUCGCGACCACUUUGCGAACCCUCCGCGGCCCGUAUUCGUGGCGUCGGCGGCGGAAGCGGAAGAGAUGGCCGCGGAGGCGAGUACUCCGGCGCCGGCCGAGGCCAGCGCGAAGCCCUUCGCCGUCCUCUUCGUCUGCCUCGGGAACAUUUGUAGGAGUCCUGCAGCUGAAGCCGUCUUCCGGAACCUCGUCAGCAAGCGCGGACUUGAGUCCAAGUUUCAGAUAGACUCUGCUGGUACCAUAGGUUAUCAUGAGGGAGAUAAGGCCGACUCAAGGAUGAUAUCAACUUCCAAGAAGCGGGGGAUUGAGGUGACCUCAAUAUCCAGGCCUAUCAAACCCUCAGAUUUCCGAAAUUUUGAUCUUAUCCUUGCAAUGGACAGGCAGAAUUAUGAAGACAUUUUGAGCUCAUUUGACAGAUGGCAACACAAGGAGACUCUCCCAGAUAGUGGACCCAAGAAGGUUAAGCUGAUGUGCUCCUAUUGCAAGCGGCAUACGGAGUCUGAAGUUCCAGAUCCUUACUAUGGAGGCGCUAAGGGAUUUGAAAAGCAGGUACUGGAUCUGCUGGAAGAUGCAUGCGAGUCAUUACUUGACAGCAUCGUGGCGGAGAAAGAAAACGUUUCUGCUUGA